Messenger RNA from Symphalangus syndactylus (siamang), 5330 nucleotides. RefSeq names its product treacle ribosome biogenesis factor 1 (gene TCOF1). Gene Ontology annotation, molecular function: scaffold protein binding; RNA binding. NCBI's taxonomy places the organism in Eukaryota, Metazoa, Chordata, Mammalia, Primates, Hylobatidae. The record is from RefSeq and is a predicted model, not a curated record. Gene Ontology annotation, cellular component: nucleolus. Gene Ontology annotation, biological process: nucleolar large rRNA transcription by RNA polymerase I.
GGAGCGAAAGAGGAGCCGGAAGUGGGGCGCGCGAGGUCUAAGGGCGCGAGGGAAGUGGCGGGCGGGGACUAAGGCGGGGCGUGCAGGUAGCGGGCCGGCCGGGGGUCGCGGGCAUGGCCGAGGCCAGGAAGCGGCGGGAGCUACUUCCCCUGAUCUACCACCAUCUGCUGCGGGCUGGCUAUGUGCGUGCGGCGCGGGAAGUGAAGGAGCAGAGCGGCCAGAAGUGUUUCCUGGCUCAGCCCGUAACCCUUCUGGACAUCUAUACACACUGGCAACAAACCUCAGAGCUUGGUCGGAAGCGGAAGGCAGAGGAAGAUGCGGCACUGCAAGCUAAGAAGACCCGUGUGUCAGACCCCAUCAGCACCUCGGAGAGCUCGGAAGAGGAGGAGGAAGCAGAAGCCGAAACCGCCAAAGCCACCCCAAGACUAGCAUCUACCAACUCCUCAGUCCUGGGGGCAGACUUGCCAUCAAGCAUGAAAGAAAAAGCCAAGGCAGGGACAGAGAAAGCCGGCAAGACUGGGAACUCCAUGCCACACCCUGCCACUGGAAAGACGGUGGCCAACCUUCUUUCUGGGAAGUCUCCCAGGAAGUCAGCAGAGCCCUCAGCAAAUACUACGUUGGUCUCAGAAACUGAGGAGGAGGGCAGUGUCCCGGCCUUUGGAGCUGCUGCCAAGCCUGGGAUGGUGUCAGCGGGCCAGGCCGACAGCUCCAGCGAGGACACCUCCAGCUCCAGCGAUGAGACAGACGUGGAGGGGAAACCCUCAGUAAAACCAGCCCAGGUCAAAGCCUCAUCAGUUUCUACUAAGGAGUCUCCAGCAAGAAAGGCGGCCCCAGCCCCUGGGAAGAUGGGGGAUGUGACACCCCAGGUCAAAGGAGGGGCCCUGCCCCCAGCCAAGAGGGCCAAGAAGCCAGAAGAGGAGUCAGAGAGUAGUGAGGAGGGAUCUGAAAGUGAGGAGGAGGCCCCUGCAGGGACACCAAGCCAGGUAAAGGCCUCUGAAAAAAUUCUCCAGGUCAGAGCUGCCUCGGCCCCUGCCAAGGGGACCCCUGGGAAAGGGGCUACCCCAGCACCCCCUGGGAAGGCAGGGAAGCCAGAGGAGGACUCAGAGAGCAGCAGCGAGGAGUCAUCUGACAGUGAGGAGGAGACGCCAGCUGCCAAGGCCCUGCUUCAGGCGAAGGCUUCAGGAAAAACCUCUCAGGUCGGAGCUGCCUCCGCCCCUGCCAAGGAGUCCCCCAGGAAAGGAGCUGCCCCAGCACCCCCUGGGAAGACAGGGCCUGCAGUUGCCAAGGCCCAGGCAGGGAAGCGGGAGGAGGACUCGCAGAGCAGCAGUGAGGAAUCGGACAGUGAGGAGGCGCCGCCUGCUCAGGUGAGGCAAAGGGGAGGGGUGGAGAGUAGCCACAUGCCUAAACCCCAGCACCUGCAUGGGUGUGGCCACCUUUGCCACAUCCAGCUCCUGUCUCCACACGUCCACCCUCCGGGCUCUCUCCCCUCAUCCUGUUUCUCACUCCAGGCGAAGCCUUCAGGGAAGGCCCCCCAGGUCAGAGCUGCCUCGGCCCCUGCCAAGGAGUCCCCCAGGAAAGGGGCUGCCCCAGCACCUCCUAGGAAAACAGGGCCUGCAGCCGCCCAGGCCCAGGCGGGGAAGCAGGAGGAGGACUCAGGAAGCAGCAGCGAGGAGUCAGACAGUGACAGAGAGGCACCGGCAGCCAUGAAUGCAACUCAGGUGAAGCCCUUGGGGAAAAGCCCCCAGGUGAAACCUGCCUCCACCACGGGCAUGGGGCCCUUGGGGAAAGGCGCCGGCCCAGUGCCACCUGGGAAGGUGGGGCCUACAACCCCCUCGGCCCAGGUGGGGAAGUGGGAGGAGGACUCAGAGAGCAGCAGUGAGGAGUCAUCAGACAGCAGUGAUGGAGAGGUGCCCACAGCUGUGGCCCCGGCUCAGGAAAAGUCCUUGGGGAAAAUCCUCCAGGCCAAACCUGCCUCCAGUUCUGCCAAGGGGCCCCCUCAGAAGGCAGGGCCUGUAGCCAUCCAGGUCAAGGCUGAAAAGCCCAUGGAAGACUCGGAGAGCAGCGAGGAGUCGUCGGACAGCGCGGAUGGUGAGGAGGCACCAGCAGCCAUGACUGCACCUCAGGCAAAACCAGCUCUGAAAAUUCCUCAGACCAAGGCCUGCCCAAAGAAAACCAAUACCACUGCAUCUGCCAAGGUCGCCCCUGUGCGAGUGGGCACCCAAGCCCCCCGGAAAGCAGGAGCUGCGACUUCUCCAGCAGGCUCGUGCCCAGCUGUGGCUGGGGGCACCCAGAGACCAGCAGAGGAUUCUUCAAGCAGUGAGGAAUCAGAUAGUGAGGAAGAGAAGACAGGUCUUGCAGUAACCGUGGGACAGGCGAAGUCUGUGGGGAAAGGCCUCCAAGUGAAAGUGGCCUCAGUGCCUGUCAAGGGGUCCUUGGGGCAAGGGACUGCUCCAGUACUCCCUGGGAAGACGGGGCCUGCAGUCACCCAGGUGAAAGCUGAGAUGCAGGAAGACUCUGAGAGCAGUGAGGAGGAAUCAGACAGUGAGGAGGCAACUGCAUCUCCAGCACAGGUGAAAACCUCAGUAAAGAAAACCCAGGCCAAAGCCAACCCAGCUGCCGCCAGAGCAUCUUCAGCAAAAGGGACAAUUUCAGCCCCUGGAAAAGUUGUCACUGCAGCUGUUCAAGCCAAACAGAGAUCUCCAUCCAAGGUGAAGCCACCAGUGAGAAACCCCCAGAACAGUACCGUCUUGGCGAGGGGCCCAGCAUCUGUGCCACCUGUGGGGAAGGCCGUGGCUGCAGCAGCUCAGGCCCAGACAAGGCCAGAGGAGGACUCAGGGAGCAGUGAGGAGGAGUCAGACAGUGAGGAGGAGGCAGAGACGCCGGCUCAGGCGAAGCCUUCACGGAAGACCCCCCAGAUCAGAGCUGCCUUGGCUCCUGCCAAGGAGUCCCCCAGGAAAGGGGCUGCCCCAACACCUCCUGGGAAGACAGGGCCUUCGGCUGCCCAGGCAGGGAAGCAGGAUGACUCAGGAAGCAGCAGCGAGGAGUCAGACAGUGACGGGGAGGCACCAGCAGCUGUAACCUCUGCCCAGGUCUUGUCCCCUCAGAAGGACAGUAACUCCAAACCUUCCAGAAGCAAGAUCCUGGCCCCAGCACCUCCAGAGAGGAACAUGGAGGGGUCCUCGGAGAGCAGUGGGGAAGAGCUGCCACUGACCCAGGUGAUUAAACCCCCUCUGAUUUUUGUCGACCCUAAUCGUAGUCCAGCUGGCCCAGCUGCUACACCCGCACAAGCCCAGGCUGCGAGCACCCCGAGGAAGGCCCGAGCCUCGGAGAGCACAGCCAGGAGCUCCUCCUCCGAGAGCGAGGAUGAGAAUGUGAUCCCCGCUACACAGUGCUUGACUCCUGGCAUCAGAACCAAUGUGGUGACCAUGCCCACUGCCCACCCAAGAAUAGCCCCCAAAGCCAGCAUGGCUGGGGCCAGCAGCAGCAAGGAGUCCAGUCAGAUAUCAGAUGGCAAGAAACAGGAGGGACCAGCAACUCAGGUGUCAAAGAAGAACCCAGCUUCCCUCCCACUGACCCAGGCUGCCCUGAAGGUCCUCGCCCAGAAAGCCAGUGAGGCUCAGCCUCCUGUUGCCAGCACCCAGCCUUCAAGUGGGGUUGACAGUGCUGUGGGAACACUCCCUGCAACAAGUCCCCAGAGCACCUCUGUCCAGGCCAAAGGGACCAACAAGCUCAGAAAACCUAAGCUUCCUGAGGUCCAGCAGGCCACCAAAGCCCCUGGGAGCUCAGAUGACAGUGAGGACAGCAGCGACAGCUCUUCAGGGAGUGAGGAAGAUGCUGAAGGGCCCCAGGGGGCCAAGUCGGCCCACACGCUGGUAGGUCCCACCCCCUCCAGGACAGAGACCCUGGUGGAGGAGACCGCAGCAGAGUCCAGCGAGGAUGAUGUGGUGGCGCCAUCCCAGUCUCUCCUCUCAGGUUAUAUGACCCCUGGAAUAACCCCAGCCAAUUCCCAGGCCUCAAAAGCCACUCCCAAGCUAGACUCCAGCCCCUCAGUUUCCUCUACUCUGGCCGCCAAAGAUGACCCAGAUGGCAAGCAGGAGGCAAAGCCCCAACAGGCAGCAGGCAUGUUGUCCCCUAAAACAGGUGGAAAAGAGGCUGCUUCAGGCACCACACCUCAGAAGUCCCGGAAGCCCAAGAAAGGGGCUGGGAACCCCCAAGCCUCAACCCUGGCACUGCAAAGCAACAUCGCCCAGUGCCUCCUGGGCCAACCCUGGCCCCUGAAUGAGGCCCAGGUGCAGGCCUCAGUGGUGAAGGUCCUGACUGAGCUGCUGGAACAGGAAAGAAAGAAGGUGGUGGACACCACCAAGGAGAGCAGCAGGAAGGGCUGGGAGAGCCGCAAGCGGAAGCUAUCGGGAGACCACCCGGCUGCCAGGACCCCCAGGAGCAAGAAGAAGAAGAAGCUGGGGGCCGGGGAAGGUGGGGAGGUCUCUGUUUCCCCAGAAAAGACCUCCACGACUUCCAAGGGAAAAGCAAAGAGAGACAAAGCGAGUGGUGAUGUCAAAGAGAAGAAAGGGAAGGGGUCUCUUGGCUCCCAAGGGGCCAAGGAUGAGCCAGAAGAGGAGCUUCAGAAGGGGAUGGGGAAGGUUGAAGGUGGAGAUCAAAGCAACCCAAAGGGCAAGAAGGAGAAGAAGAAAUCCGACAAGAGAAAAAAAGACAAAGAAAAAAAAGAAAAGAAGAAGAAAGCAAAAAAGGCCUCAACCAAAGAUUCUGAGUCACCGUCCCAGAAGAAAAAGAAGAAAAAGAAGAAGACAGCAGAGCAGACUGUAUGACGAGCACCAGCACCAGGCACAGGGAUUUCCUAGCCGAGCAGUGGCCAUCCCCAUGCCUCUGACCUCCGCCGACCUCUGCCCACCAUGGGUUGGAACUAAACUGUUACCUUCCCUCGCUCCACAGAAGAAGACAGCCAGCUGCAGGGGUCCCUGUGCUGGCCAAGCCAGUGAGCCUGCGGGGAGGCUGGUCCAAGGAGAAAGCGGACCAGCUCCCAUGACCUCACCCCACUCCCCCAACACGGGACGCUUCAUAUAGAUGUGUACAGUAUAUGUAUUUUUUUAAGUGACCUCCUCUCCUUCCACAGACCCCACAUGCCCAAAGGCCUCGGGACUUCCCGCCACCUUGCUCCACAUAUCCAGCUAGGCCUGACCUGUGCCUCAUCCCAUGCCGCUCGGUCUCUGGCUGAUCCCGAGGCUUUGUCUUCCUCUCGUCAGUUCUUUUGGUUGUGUUUUUUGGUUUUUUUUAAUAACUCAAAAAAAAAAAUAAAAGACUUGGAGGAAGGA